Molecule: messenger RNA, 982 nt
Organism: Puntigrus tetrazona (Sumatra barb)
Lineage: Eukaryota; Metazoa; Chordata; Actinopteri; Cypriniformes; Cyprinidae
Product: GTPase IMAP family member 7-like
Exons: 2
Coding region: 61-711 (216 amino acids)
Molecular function (GO): GTP binding
Source: RefSeq, a predicted model, not a curated record
UUCUUCUCAUUUCAUUCAGGAAUCUCGCAGGUGGAGACUGAAACUAAGGACAAACUGAAAAUGGCAGAAAGACUUUCUGAUAUACGGAUUGUGCUGUUGGGCAACACUGGAUCAGGAAAAAGUGCAUCAGGAAACACCAUCCUGAAUAAAGACCUUUUUGAUGUGAAAAACUCUACAGGAUCAGUUACAGAAAACUGUACCAAACAAGAAGCAAAUGUGGAUGGACGCAGCAUAUCAGUUAUUGACUGUCCAGGUCUGUUUGACACUCGAGAUCAGAGUAAAGAAAUGCUGCGACAUGUAACGAGGCAGUGCAUGAACCUAUCUUAUCCUGGGCCUCAUGCAUUUCUGCUGGUGAUGAAACUGGGUGUGAAAUUUACAGAGCAGGAGAAGAAUGUUAUAAAAUGGAUUCAGGAGAACUUUGGAGAAGAUGCCAUCAACUACACCAUCAUUCUGUUCACUCAUGCUGAUGUGCUGAGGGGCAAGCCUAUAGAGACAUAUAUCAGUAAAAGCAAUGAAUUAAAACAAUUGAUCAAGACCUGUUGGGGAAGAUAUCACUCAUUCAACAAUGAGAACAGAAAUAAUCGAGAUCAGGUCACAGAACUUCUGCAAAUGAUACGUAAAAUGGUUCUUUUUAAUGGAGGAAAGGAGUAUGCUUUUCAGAUAUAUAAAGAAGCUCAGGAAAUCGGAAAGCUCAGCUCUAAAAGACACUGAGAAAAAAUGACUAACAAGUAGCAUUGUAGCAGUUGUGGGAGGUUUUUUGACAGUAAAACUAUGUUCCUGUAAUUGGGUACGUUUUGGAAAUUUUCUGCCUGUACUAUAUCAUAUGGCACAUAAUAUACAAUAAUAUUCACUCUAAUGUUUAUAUUAUGCUAUCACAUAAUUCAGAUAUUUAAGUAUAUUUCUGUCUUUCAUUUUUCUUCUUGCAUUCAAAUGUGUCAGCUGUAUAAAACUGAUUAAAAAGGGAAUUGCCACUAUAAACAAA